AUGGCUUUAGACGAUGCAGAAGCGCAGAAGCAAAUACAGCAAAUGGUAAACUUCAUCCUAAAUGAAGCUAAAGAUAAAGCGCAUGAAAUCGAGGCCAAGGCACUAGAAGAUUUUAACAUAGAAAAAUUAAGAAUAGUCCAAAAGAUGAAGGAGAAAAUAAGACUAGAGUUUCAAAAAAAAGCAAAACAGAUGGAAGUGAAAAGAUCAAUUAGUCGUUCUUCAGCUAUUAAUAAAGCUAGACUUAAAAAAAUGUGUGCAAAGGAUCAAGUUUUUAAAGAAAUUUAUAAAAUAAGUAGUGAUAGAUUAGGGGAAUUGUACAAAGAUAAAGAGAAAUAUAAAAAUCUUAUAAUAGAUUUGAUUGUUCAGUCAUUAUAUUAUAUGCAAGAACCACAUGUUAUAGUCCGUUGUAGAGAUAUUGAUAAGUCUAUUGUUGAAAGUUCUUUAAAUGAAGCAGUUCAAAAAUAUAAUGACAAAUUAAAAAAACAAUUUAAUAUUACCAAAAGUGUAAAAAUAGAAAUUGACAAAUCAGGCAAUUAUUUACCUCCACCACCCUCAAAUGAAAAUGAAGGAAAUUCAUGCCUUGGUGGAAUUAUUUUAACCACACCAAAUAGGAAAAUAAACUGUGAUAACACUUUGGACGUCCGUCUCAAGCUUGCUAUAGAAUACUGUACUCCAGAAAUUAAAAGAAUGUUUUUCGAAACUCUAUAA
Messenger RNA from Plasmodium malariae, 708 nucleotides. Its product is annotated as V-type proton ATPase subunit E, putative. The record is from RefSeq and is a predicted model, not a curated record. The transcript is spliced from 2 exons. The coding region runs from base 1 to 708 and encodes 235 amino acids. Gene Ontology annotation, biological process: proton transmembrane transport. Lineage: Eukaryota; Apicomplexa; Aconoidasida; Haemosporida; Plasmodiidae. Gene Ontology annotation, cellular component: proton-transporting two-sector ATPase complex, catalytic domain. Gene Ontology annotation, molecular function: proton-transporting ATPase activity, rotational mechanism.